AUGACCUCGACAACGCAGUCCUGGGCGGCUGCUACACAAUCAUGGGCGUCGUGGUUGCUCGAUUCCUACGCCUCAUCGGUGUCGCCUAUGGCCACUGACACCUCCUUUCGACAUCACGAAGACUCCAAUUCCACAUCGGAGUACUCCUCCCAUGACGAUGGCCAGUCGUCUGUAUCUUCCGUCUCCAUGUCCUCUGCCUAUGGUCCCUAUGUGAAGACUGGCCGUGGGGGCGCGGGCAACUUCAAUUGGCAGUCUGAGGUCCAGCUCGCUCCGCGAUCAACCUCGCCCGUUGACCUCGAGGCGAGUCGACCACCACAACCACACACGUCGCUCGCGGAGCGCCGCAAAGCAGGGGCCAGGCUGGAAAGCAUCAAUACCCAUGAUAUCAGGCCCUUGCGCCAGAACUCCGCCCAGUAUCUGUCCGCCGGCCGCGGCGGAGCCGGAAAUUAUGUUCUCGCUGACAUGAAAUCUAUUCAGCGAAGCCCGAGUCUACCGGCAAGUUUCUCAUCUCCCGUUCCAGGGAAACCUCCCAGUCCACAAGGUCCAAAUCCAUAUCCCGCCGGAAAUGCUGGAAGAGGAGGAGCGGGCAACUACGCAGCCGCCGCGGAGGCCAAGGGGCGGGUAGAAUCAGAGAAGGAACAAGAAGAGAGACUCGCUGCCGAACAAAGGAGAGGCCAGAUCGCCGAAGAGGUGGGCGGAUUGCUGCAACCUCCUCCGGGCGCUUGGCUUGGUGGUGGACGCAGGAAGAGUGAGUCGAUGUAUGAAGAUGUUUGA
This is a messenger RNA of Fonsecaea multimorphosa CBS 102226, 774 nucleotides long. RefSeq lists its product as uncharacterized. The transcript has a single exon. The record is from RefSeq and is a predicted model, not a curated record. Bases 1 to 774 code for a protein of 257 amino acids. NCBI's taxonomy places the organism in Eukaryota, Fungi, Ascomycota, Eurotiomycetes, Chaetothyriales, Herpotrichiellaceae.